Molecule: messenger RNA, 3999 nt
Organism: Hemiscyllium ocellatum (epaulette shark)
Lineage: Eukaryota; Metazoa; Chordata; Chondrichthyes; Orectolobiformes; Hemiscylliidae
Gene: neurl1b
Product: neuralized E3 ubiquitin protein ligase 1B
Exons: 5
Coding region: 566-2236 (556 amino acids)
Biological process (GO): ubiquitin-dependent endocytosis
Cellular component (GO): early endosome
Molecular function (GO): ubiquitin protein ligase activity
Source: RefSeq, a predicted model, not a curated record
GAGAGAAAAAAUAACAGAAAUGUUAGUACUGCCGGCGCAGAUGAUCAGCGGCGUGAUCCAGAGGCAGAACUGCCAAAAGCUGUGAGAUUCAAUGAGUUGGACUCUGGGUUCGCCCGGAGGGAGUGAGCGGUGGGAUGCAGUGACGAGAGAUGGGCAGCGCCGUUGCCAGGAUCAAUAGAGAUCGCAGAAGGAAGUAGUUGACUUUUCUUAAGUCCGGGGGAACCGGUGGGGUCGUUCCCCGCGCCGACUCGUGUGUGUGUGUGUGUGGUAGCCUGGCCAAUUGCAAUCCCUGCGUGAUUCCCCAGAUAAGGAAGGGGCUUGAAUCAACCACCACCCCCCCCCCCCCCCCCUCCCCGGGGAACAGCGGCAGGGGCUUUCUUUGUGUCGAAGGCAGGACUGAGAUCAGUUGGAACCUGAAGACCUCCCUCUCGGUGUGUUCAUUGAAACGACCUGCUCCCGCGAGUCGAUGGACCUUUCGAAGCCCGGGGCAGAAAUUACAGCGCUGCUGUGAUCCACAUGAAACCAACCGCAGGCGGCUCUGUCUCGCUUUAAAUGAAAGGAAGGGAUGGGAAACAGUGCUCAGAAAACCCAUGCAGAUGCAGCUCACCAGACCCGUUCUGGAUCUGCUCGUCAGUAUUACACAGUUCCAACCAGCGGUCAUGAACGGAGAGCACAUUUAAACAUCGCUGAACCUCCGAGAUUUCACUCGCAGGCCAAAGGGAAAAAUGUUCGUCUGGACUCGCAUUUCAGAAAAGCCACUCGGAAAAACAGUUUCUGUAAUGGUGUAACGUUCAGCAACCGUCCAGUUCACCUUUAUGAAAAAGUGCGAUUACGGUUAUCAGUGGUACUUCAUGGAUGGAGUGGUGCUUUACGGUUUGGUUUUACAAGUCAUGAUCCCUCUCAGAUGAGCUCUGCAGAUAUCCCAAAGUAUGCCUGCCCUGAUUUGGUAACCAGGCCUGGUUUCUGGGCCAAAGCUUUGCCUGAAAGAUUUGCUCUGAAAGACAAUGUCCUUGCUUUUUGGGUGGACAGACAUGGACGAGUAUUUUACAAUGUGAACGAUGAAGACCCUGUUCUUUUCCAGUGUGGUAUUAAUGUUUCAGGACCACUCUGGGCAUUGAUUGACAUUUAUGGAAUUACACAAGAGGUCCAAAUGCUUGAGAGUAUGUUUGCAGAAACCAUAACUUCAGCACGACUCAACACAGCACGACUGAAUAGUUGCCUUCCUCAGACAAGUCAUGACAAUGCCAACUUCAAUAAUAAUGAACUGGAGAAUAGUGUUGUGGUGGCAAAAAUCACAAACCUAAAUGUAGGUGAAGUUCAAAGCCUUGCAGCAGACAAUCACAAUUUACCAUGUUGUACCAACAGAAGGCUUCGCUCACGAGGCCUACCAUCCUUCCUCGACACUGACCUUCACUUUCACCACAUACGAGGGCCUGACAUCACUCUUUCUCAGGACAGGAUGGGCGCGUGCACAAACUGGAAGGAGAGUACUAGGACCCUGGUGUUCUCUGACCGACCUUUACAUAUUGGGGAGACCUUGUAUGUGGAGGUGGGGCAUUUAGGGUUACCAUAUUAUGGUGCUCUGCUCUUUGGUGUGACAUCAUGCGACCCCAGUACUCUGCGAACAAAUGAGCUCCCAGCAGAUCCAGACUUCCUGCUUGAUCGUAAGGAGUAUUGGGUGGUGUACAGAGGUUUCUCAGUGCCCAACAGCGGUGAUAUUUUCAGUUUCACUAUUCUGCCAAAUGGUGAGCUCCAUCAUCGUGUUAACGGAAUUAAUGUAGGGAUGCUGGUCUUUGUGGAUACCACCCAGUCACUGUGGGUAUUCUUCAGCUUACAUGGAGUGGUCAAUCAGCUCAGGAUACUGGGUACGUCUCAGUCCAGUCCUGCAGAUGUAUCUCCUUCAGGUUCUCCAGGUGGUUCCCAUUAUGACAGUGACUCUGACAUGGCAUUCAGCGUUAAUAGAUCCUCAUCUGCAUCUGAAUCAUCACUUGUGACUGCACCCAGCUCUCCCCUGAGCCCUCAGUUCUCCCCAAGUUUCUCUCCGCCUGAACCACCGAGUAGCAAAAAUGGAGAAUGUGCCGUCUGCUUCGACAGUGAAGUUGACACUGUUAUUUACACUUGUGGACAUAUGUGUCUCUGCUACGACUGUGGUCUUAAGCUGAAGAAGCAGAUCAAUGCCUGCUGUCCCAUCUGCAGGCGAGUUAUAAAGGAUGUCAUUAAGAUAUACCGUCCAUGAGAUAAUUGGCUCCUAUUUGGACUGUUUCUCAAUCCACACUGUCGUUUUUUUUAAAAAAUGUAGCGUUUUUAUGGAUAUGUAAAGCUUCUAUUGCUCACUUUAAUUUCAGUUAUAUGCACAAAGUGUGGCUGUAUUCUUUGUCAUUCACUUAAUUUCUCUAUCUCUUUAUUUGUCUUCCCCCUUUCUGUCCCUGUAUCUGCUGUCUGCAGAUACUCGCUGGCAGGAAAUUGGGAUGGCUGCACACAUUUCCACCUGUAGAAACAGAGCCACUUGAUAACUAAUCAGUAUAUCUCAAGCAGAGAAAUUUGGACACCAUCUCAUAGCCAGGCUGAAUACAGGUUAAUUAUUCUAGCUAAAAUUAAGCUGUUCAAUUGAAGAGCAAUAUUCUUCUGAUUUAUUUUGCUAUUCUGUCAUUGCUCCAGGAAAAAUACUAAUCAUCAAGAAAGACCAAAUAAUCUGAGAAAGAAAGAUAUUCUGUAAGGAUGUCUCAUGAUCACAUCUACCACAAUAUUCCUAAUGACUAACUAUAAGCAGUUAUUUUCCACAGGCAGUUAUCUAUUGGUCUACAGGGAUCAGUAAUGAAUUCUCUCCACAUAUUCUCCACAAAGAUUGAUAUUAUUGCAUCUGCUUCAUGCACAACAGCCUGCAAAGUUAUUUAGAGAGAUCUCAGUUGCCAUAUUCAAUUAAGACAUCAUAGUUGCCUUUAAAGUACAUAUUAAAUUUAAUCUGGAGAUAAUGUACAUAUUUCUAACAGAUUAGUUCAUGUCUAAUUGCUGUUGUGUUGUGGAUGCGACAUGCAUGCCAAAAUUGAUAGCUCACCUGUGGUGAAGUACCCCCAAAUUGAGAGCUAUUUUGUUUAAGUUUUCUAAAACAUCAAGCAGUGACUUUGCAGAAGGAAUUGGGGAGCUUGAUGGCUUCAAUAUAAUGACUGGAAGUUGUAGUAUCCCUUUUGGGCGCAAAUUCAAAAACAAUAAAAAAUAAAUGCAUAACAGUGACCACAAACAGGACCUUUUAUUCAAAGAAAUCUUGUUUUAUUAUUUGUUUAAAAUUGGUCCUUUUCUUGUUGUAUCUGCUGAUCAGGUCAUCUCACAGGUUUUUGGUUCAUUAACAGCUGUUUCACUUGUACCCCUCUGUAAAAACAACAACAACUCGAUGCCGUAUCUGAUUGAGAUCUGCUUCCCUGUAAUCCCAUGGUUCAGGACAUGGAGAGGCCAUUCCAUGAAGUGGAAGAAACAGAAAUGAUUCAGGGUGAGGAGAGGAAGCCUGAAGAGGCUCCAUUAACCAAAUUUUCAAUUGAUUCAUAAGUUUCAGAAUCUUGGCUAACAUGCCAGCAAAGAGAUAUUGCAACUUUUAAUAUGGCUUUAACAAGUAGAAGUUUUAUGCUGGAUUUUUUUCUGUGGUGAUUCAAAGCUACAGGUGCCUUACAUAGGAAGGUGAUGCACUUUUUUCUGAUUCCCCGUGAACUUUGACUGCCACUAUUAUAGAUUCACUGACUAAUGGCAAAGUAGUUUUAUAGGACUCACGUGACAACCACAAAAAUAUUUUCCUUUUGAUAAUGGAGUGAAAAUGGUAUCUAACACAAAUAUAUUUAAUAUCUUGCCUAAUUUGCUGACUUUGUACAAAAAUAGUAUCUAGUUUCGUUAGAGUAUUGUUUCAAUAUUGAAGAUGAUGGCUCAUACUACAAACGUCAACAGACACUUUGUAUAAACUUUGCUCGCAAUAUAUAGUGUAAACAUUAUAAAUUCUUUUGCACUUAAUUUAAA